AUGACCGGCGACUUUUACAAGCGAGCCUUUUGGAAGCGAACCAUCCUGAACCCUGGGUUACGACACCGCUCAUCUCGCUUAAACUACAGGGUUACCCAUUUGGACGAAGCGUGUGGUGACCGCUGGGCAGAGACCCCUGACGAUGUGGAUCGUAACUACCAAUGGCAGUGGGACGGCUAUCCGUACCCACAGUUACUACCUGUUGCACAAAACGGGUGGCUGAAGAUACGAGAGCCGGCUACGCCGCUCCGCCAGACCGUUCCGCAUCUCGCCCGUAUCCGGCGGGCCAUUUCUCCACGCAUCGGAAGUUGUCAGCCGUUGCGUCAUACACGCCACUUACAACACCACCAACAAUCGGACGACCCGAUGCCCACGCCAGCCGUGGAUAGGCAACUCCGAGCACGGCAGUUGUUACGUUUCGUCGGGACAGACCACCCGCACGUAACGCAUGUCGACCGCAAGGAUAUCGACCACGCACGUUCCUUCUACUCCUGGUUCAAGAAGUGGCGACCCGUGACGACUACAUCGACACCUUCUAUAUCCAGUGUGGGAAGCAACAACCACCACCAGGCAGUAACGACCGACUGUCCAUCGGAAAGAAAUAACCAACCUGUGGAAACUGCUUCCAACGCCUCCGAGGAAAUAUCAACGCCCACGCUCUACACACACGCAUCCUCCACCAGACCAUCCUCCCCUACACCAACCACGUCAGACCUCCCAUCAACGGGUAACACGCCAAAGACCAGCACCUACCGACGCUCGACCAGUACGGACAACAACGUCGACAUGGCUGACAACGGGCGACGCCAACCAGUCCCAGACCCAGAUGGCCCUCUUACAGCACAAGCCGCAGCCGCAUUGAUGGCUGCCGCUUUCCGUCAACAUCGAGAGAACCAGAAUGCCGACAUGGGUAACCUUCUGGCAGCCGCAAUCGACCAUCAACAGCGUCAACAACCAGCCGCAUCCACCGCGUUGCAGGCAGUCGACGUUGGCUAUUUCGAUCCAUCCGCCAAAGACCCAUCUGGCGCAGGUCUAAUAUCGGGCGGCAAAAUCAACAAAUAUACCGACAUCUUUCCAUUUUGCGACAGGUUGGUCGACCUCGCCGCCACCCAUGGCGACGACGCGGUACGCCGUAUUUGGUCCCAAUGCCUGCAAGGCCCUGCAUUGGUUUGGCAUUCCCACAUCCUCACUGACGACGAUCGGGAAUUGUUGCGUACCGCAACCAUCAACGCCAUCUGCAACAAGUUGAAAAGCCGUUUCAAGAUCGACUAUUCAGUGGCACUGGAUACCCUCAAGCAGUCCCGGUUUACGAUGUCCGAUGUCGCCAAUGACAAGGAUAUCAUGGCCUUUGUGCAGACAAUGAUGCGCAAUGCAAAGGCGUGCGACAUGAGCCGGCACGGCCAGUUGAUCGCUGCGUUCGAGGCACUCGACGGAGACAUUCAGAGUGAACUGGAUAAGCCGACUUCCACCACCGAAAUCGACAGUUUCUUACGUCAAAUUCAAGAACGCGAAAGCGUCUUGCGGAAGCGCGCGCAACGAUUUCGCCAACCGCAACAGCCGUAUCGCCAACACCAUAUCGGAAUCAGGGGCAACAACAACAACAGUCACUCUGGAACCGUUAUCAACAACAACGGUAUCAACCACAAGGCCAAGAUUCGCGGCCAAGGAUUGCAACCACAAGGACAACAGUGGCAGUACAACCAGUACAAUGUCGGAAACCAGCCCGCCAACAAUCAACGGCAGUACGGCCAGCAACAACAGCAGGCGCAACAACCGGGAGCAGUCGUUCCUGAAAAUCGACGUCUUCCCGCGCCACCGCAACGUAAUCAAUACCGGCCACCCACACCCGGCAGAGCCAUCCCAGCGUUCCACGGCUCCGCCCAAUACCAACAGCCGUCGGUUGAAGAUGCGCCGGAGCAGGAUGUCGCCGGUCCGGAUGACUUCGGCCCCGCCGAAUCUUACUACGGCAAUGCCCCCUAUCCCGACGACGAAUAUCCCGCCGCACCGGAAUGGCUGGAUGUCGACCACCGCGGCCCGGAUACCGACACCACCGACACGCCUGACGAUGUCGUGGCCCAAUUCGUGUCGCUGUCCAUCGCAUCGAAAUGCCGGCAUUGCGCGAAGAGCUUUCCGUCAAACAACAAACUGAUGGCACACAUAUACGCAGACCACCUCAAACGCCCUCGACCCGACAGGAAGGCGAGAGCUGACACUGCCGGCGCCAUUCCGAGCGCCAGAGAAGUCGUCGAUGCCCACUUGGCUGAGGCACACCCUGUCGCCGACGAUCCGAUGCAUCUUUCGAAGAUCGUCGAAUCAAAAAACCACCCGCGCCCCCGGUCCCGGCUGUACCGCAACGUUGGUCGACAGGCAAUGGUUGGCCGCCCCCAUACAGUCAUUCGUCACCGUGCCAGCCCCCUGAUGGUCCGUGGCAUCGGAAAAGGAGUACACAACACACUAGACUACGCCAUCAUCGACCUCAAUUUCUACGGUACAUUACCAUCCGGCUCAACCGCCAUCGCGAGCUUUACACGCGAGGUUACGAUUGUUGACGACUUACGCGCCAACAUGCUCCUUGGUAUGGAUUGCAUGACCCCGGAGAAAUUCGACAUAUUGCUAUCUGACGAAGCCAUCGUUAUCAAUUCGUGUGGCGGCAUCCGGAUACCCAUUACCACCAAACGGCACGGCAAACCCAUCAAGUCGAAAGUCAUCGCUAAACAUCGCAUUUCUAUUCCACCACAAACGCUGGCGUCUAUCGCUGUCAACCACGCCGUUCAUGUUGACGACGGCCAGACCCUCUUGUUCGAACCAGCCACGUUGAACGUGUCAGUAUUUGCAGCCGUCGCAGAUUGUCACAUGGAAUCAGCCAUCGUGCGGAACGACACGAACCGCCCGAUUACGGUCCACGCUAACCAAUGCGUCGGCCACCUGGUAUCGAUGGAACCAGACUGUCAGGCGUACUUGGUCGACGACGCUGCCGCCGCCGAACUGGCCGUUCACAAACCCGCGCCACCACCAGAGGAACGCAGACUUGCAACAAUGACCGAGGACGACAUUAAGCUCAACACUAUUCAGCAUCCGUGCGGCGUCACAAUUUACAACUUACCGCCCGCACAAAUGGCCCCCUUGUGGUCACUGGUAACCGAAUACCAGGACGUCUUCAAAGACAAAGGCUUUGUCAACCUGGACCAAGACCAAUGGAUGCGCGUUAAAUUACGACCCGGCUGGCAUGAAACACUUCCAAAGAAAUGCCGAAUCUACCCCAUGAACGCAGAGGACCGCGGCGUCGUCAAGGAUACCAUUGGGAAACUGGAAAGCGGCGGAAAGGCCACAAAGACCCGGUUUCAAGUGCCAUUUUCCUUCCCUGUCUUCGUCGUGUGGCGAACAAUGCCCGAUGGCACCAGGAAAGGCCGCAUGGUAGUCGACAUUCGCAUGCUCAACAAGAUCGUUCUUCCCGACGCAUAUCCAAUGAAGUCACAGGACGACAUUAUGGCAAGACUGGCCAACGCCAAGUACAUCACGAUCCUCGACGCCGUUGCGUUUUACUAUCAAUGGUUGGUCGACCCGCGUGACCGCUGGGUAUUUACCAUGAACACUCCCGAAGGCCAAUAUACCUUCAACUGUGUCGUUAUGGGUUACCGAAACAGCAAUGCGUACGUUCAACGCCAAAUGAAUUUGCUUCUCAAACACAUCGACGCAGCCGACGCAUAUUGCGAUGACGUCGCCAUCGGUUCCCGGAAAUUCGACACCGACGACGGCCACCUCGCCCACCUUCGCCGCGUAUUUGACGCAUUGCGCCGCCGAAAUAUAUCUAUCGGGCCCAGCAAAUCGUUCAUCGCAUUUCCCAGCGCGACAGUUCUCGGCCGUAUGGUAAACAGCAUGGGCAUGUCAACCACGACAGAACGGCUGUCAGCCAUUACCAAGUUGAACUUUCCAGCUACCCUCAAGGACCUCGAGUACUUUAUCGGCGCCACCGGUUGGCUCAGGCACAAUGUACCGCUGUAUUCUAUCCUGGUCGAACCGCUGCAACGGCGAAAGACGGCAUUGUUGAAAACACGGAAUCGGAAAGGAAAACGACGGUCAUGGUCGCACGCGGUUCAGUUACUAUUGCCCACCUCCGAGGAACUGGCAUCCUUCGAAGCGGUCAAAGCCGCAUUAUCCAGACAUACGACACUAGCAUUCUUCCGCGACGCGGAUCCAUUUUGCAUCGACGUAGACGUAUCGGCACUCGGCAUCGGCGCUGAGGUUUACCACAUUGAACCAGCCGCCCUGCAAAAAGUCACCAAGGACGGCCUCAUCGUCAAAUAUCCCCCGCGCACCGCCAUCCAGCCACUCGCGUACCUCUCCCGAACACUGUCGUUGGCCGAAAGGGACUACUGGCCGACGGAGAUGGAAGUUCUCGGCUUGGUAUGGGUGUUGGCCAAGUGCAAGCGAUGGAUAACCGCUACCAAGUCAUCCCCCCUUUACGUUUUUACAGACCACAAAUCAAUUUUGGGUCUCAACAACAGAACGGCAGACAUUACCAGCUCUACAUCAACGACGAACAAACGACUUAUCCGCGCAGCUGAGUUUUUCAGUACGUUUGACCUGCGAAUCCAACACAAGCCCGGCAAAUUCCACGUCGUGGCCGAUGCACUGUCACGACUACCGUCGACGAACAACGUUACCGAUCCGCAAGCACCCGGAGGUCUUGAUAACCUUCCCAACGACAGAGAGGAACACUGGGCGUUUUGCGCCGCCACGGCACCUCUCCGGCUUCCGUCAAUCAGAACGUUCCCCGAACCGGCGGACAAGGAUGUCGAUCUUGGCCAGCCGACGGCUACAACGACCUCCGGUAUCGUCACCCUGGACAUCCACCCAGAGUUUGUUGAACGGUUACAAGAAGGAUACUUGCAGGAUCCAGUUUGGAAGCGCACGAUGACCGUCAUCCGCCAAAACAACAGCCUUCUACCAGCAAACAGAGCAAAUCUACCAUUCGAACUACAUAAAGGUUUACUUUGGAAAACCGGCGGCCAGGUUCCCCGCCUGUGUGUCCCACGUACCUGUCUGACCGACAUCCUGAACGCCAUACACGACGGAAACCACAGAGGCUUUCAAGCGUUGCGCACUCGGCUAUCUAAUUUCUGCAUCAGCCAGCCAACAAAGAUGUUGCGCGCGUACGUCAACGCAUGCCCACAAUGCAAGGCGAACGACCGACGACACCACUCGCCAUAUGGAUCCUUGCAACCGCUAACCGGCAACGAGUGCCCAUACUAUAUGAUCACAAUCGAUUUCAUCGUCGAUCUGCCGACAUCUACCGACAAGCUUGACGUUGCACUGGUCAUCGUCGACAAACUCAGCAAGGAGACGCAAAUAGUCUUGGGCAAAUCGACAUGGAAAUCGUCACACUGGGGACCACAGUUGUUGAAUCGCCUGCUGACGGCCAACUGGGGCCUACCGAAGGUCAUCCUGUCAGACCGCGACCCGAAAUUCACAGCCGCGUUGUGGCGAGCCAUCUGGAAGACACUGGGCACCAAUCUCCUUUACACGACGGCAUACCACCCAUCAACCGACGGUCAGAGCGAACGUACAAUCCAAACCAUCGAAUCGGCAUUACGCCACUACAUCCAAGCAUUGGAUGACUUCACUAGAUGGCCGGAAACCGUUCCACGAUUGCAGUUCGAACACAACAAUAUACGGUCACGGACGACCGGCAAGUCGCCGAACGAAAUCGUUAAGGGUUUCAACCCAGUUGCCGUAGCGGAUGUCAUCGGUGACCACCAACCCGCUAGAGAUCCAAACCUUCCACAGCUACGUAUGGAAGCACACGACGCCGUCGCCAUCGCCGCAAUGACGAUGAAACACUACUACGACCGUCGUCACAUGCCACGUUUUUUCGACGUGGGCAGUAAAGUCUGGCUGCGGGUCCACAAAGGUUACAAUAUGCCGGCAACUGACCUCAUCGGGCCGAAGUUCAGUCAACAAUACGCGGGACCGCUGGAAGUUGUCGAACGUGUCGGACGAUCCGCAUACCGGCUACGCCUCCCACCAUCGUGGAGGAUCCACGACGUCGUCAGUAUUGACCAUUUGGAGCCACACACCUUCGACCCAUAUGGAAGACAACUACCCGCCAUUCAGCCAGUCACGACGCACAACCAGACUGUCAAAGCCAUCGUCAGUCACCGGCUCCGUGGUAACGGUAACCAGUACCUCGUCAAAUAUGACGGUUUGGGCGCUGAAUUUGACCAAUGGCUCCCCGAACAACGACUGGCAUCGAUUGCGCCCGGCAUUCUACAACAGUGGUUACAACAGCAACAACACCACAAGUGA
Molecule: messenger RNA, 6306 nt
Organism: Chaetomium globosum CBS 148.51
Lineage: Eukaryota; Fungi; Ascomycota; Sordariomycetes; Sordariales; Chaetomiaceae
Exons: 6
Coding region: 1-6306 (2101 amino acids)
Biological process (GO): DNA integration
Molecular function (GO): nucleic acid binding
Source: RefSeq, a predicted model, not a curated record